AUGCCACCUGUGUCUCCACUCCACUCUGCUCAGCUCACCUCCAUAAGGUUUGGCAUGGAACUGGGACUGGGAGCUCCAACUUCUCCGCCGCCAUGGCGUGGCCAUCUCCUCUUCCGCGCGCUCGUCAUCUUCCUCUGCCUCUGGGUUACAUCAUCCGAGACAAAUAAACAACAUGCGGAACUACCACCAAGAGGAUGGAAUUCCUAUGAUUCUUUUUCUUGGACGGUUGAUGAAAAUGCAUACUUGCAAAAUGCAAAGGUUUUGGCAGAAAAGUUACUACCACAUGGAUAUCAGUAUGCAGUUAUUGAUUACCUGUGGUACCGAAGGUAUGUUGAUGGGGCAUAUACAGAUUCGUAUGGGUUUGACAACAUUGAUGAGUGGGGUCGACCGUUUCCUGACCUCCAAAGAUUUCCAUCGUCCAAAUAUGAUAAAGGGUUCAGUCAAAUUGCCAAUAAGGUUCACGAGAUGGGCUUGAAAUUCGGCAUCCAUUUAAUGGAAGGAAUAAGUACACAGGCUGUUAAUGCGAACACACCCAUCUUGGAUAUUGAGACGGGAAAACCCUAUGUAGAGAAUGGUCGGCAAUGGGCAGCUCGUGACAUUGGCCUGACCCAUAAAACAUGUGCAUGGAUGCCACAUGGAUUUAUGAGUGUAAAUACGGAUAUUGGAGCUGGACGGGCCUUCUUAAGAUCUCUUUACCGACAGUAUGCGGAUUGGGGUGUUGAUUUUGUGAAGGUUGAUUGUAUCUUCGGUACUGAUUAUAGCCCGGAAGAAGUAAUAACUGUUUCACAGUUGAUUCUCCCAUUGCAGCUCCUGCGAGAGCUUGACCGCCCAAUAGUACUAUCCAUCUCACCAGGAACUGAAGUCACUGUACCAUUAGCUGAAAAUAUCAGUGAACAUGUUAAUAUGUAUAGGAUAACAGGAGAUGAUUGGGACAACUGGAAAGAUGUUAGUUCACAUUUUACUGUGUCAAGUGCCUUCUCUGCUGCGAAUAAGAUUGGGGCCGCCGGAUUACGAGGAAAAUCUUGGCCAGAUUUAGACAUGCUUCCAUUUGGCUGGCUAACUGAUCCGGGUGUCAAUCAGGGCCCUCAUAGGCCAUGUAACCUUACAUUUGAUGAACAGAAAGCACAGAUGACACUUUGGUCAAUGGCUAAGUCGCCUCUCAUGUAUGGAGGAGAUCUGAGACAUCUCGACAAUAGUACAUUCGGCAUCAUAACCAAUCCUACUCUAUUGAAGAUAAACUACUACAGUAAAAAUAACAUGGAGUUCCAUUAUGUGUAUGGUGAGACGUCUUCUAAUACCAUACAUUCUGGUCACUUGAGUUCUCGAUAUCCUGUAAACCUGACAAAACAUGAUGGCAUGGUCGUGGGUCUCACUUCCUGCACCAAUGGCCAAGCUAAUGGAUGGUUUGUAUUUCCACAAGAUGGGAAGUCAGAUCAUAUAUGCAGGAUCUAUGAAACAGAGAAUGGCAAAAAUGUCUCAUUUUGCUUGGGGAAAACAAAACCUCUUCUUGCCUCGGAUGAUGAUAUCAUGGAAAAGGAAGAAGACCAAACAAAGUUCCAUCUGGCAGUUGCAGAUAUUAACGAUUCUUGUUUGGAUGCAUCUGCUAGUCGGCGGCGGACUGCCUCAGAGGUUAAGCUUCCCAUGUUCUCCAGGUGCAAAUGGCAUGCAAAGCAGAUGUGGGAGCUGAAUGACAAGGGUAACCUUGUGAGCAGCUAUUCAAGAUUAUGUGCCACAGUAGAAUCCAGCAAGGAAGCAGUAGGUAUUACUGGAGCUCGUGCAUGGAUUGCAACUGGAAGUAAAGGGGAAAUCUACCUUGCGUUCUUCAACCUCGACUCGGUGAGCCGGAAAAUAACCGCGACAAUAUCGGACCUGGAAAAGGUUCUUGGGACAGCCUUCGUACGAAAACACUCAUGCAGCUGCAGUGAAGUUUGGAGUGGGAGGAAUCUUGGUCUCCUCGAGGAAGAGAUCUCAGCGGCGGUGAACCCACACGGCUGCGUGGUGUUCGAACUCAUGUGUUGA
Molecule: messenger RNA, 2019 nt
Organism: Triticum turgidum subsp. durum (durum wheat)
Lineage: Eukaryota; Viridiplantae; Streptophyta; Magnoliopsida; Poales; Poaceae
Source: the annotation of a GenBank genome assembly